This is a messenger RNA of Morus notabilis, 657 nucleotides long. RefSeq names its product protein SAMBA. The transcript has 3 exons. Gene Ontology annotation, molecular function: anaphase-promoting complex binding. Gene Ontology annotation, biological process: negative regulation of organ growth. The coding region runs from base 129 to 467 and encodes 112 amino acids. The record is from RefSeq and is a predicted model, not a curated record. Lineage: Eukaryota; Viridiplantae; Streptophyta; Magnoliopsida; Rosales; Moraceae.
UAUUGGGUGAGCCCUCAAACGUUACUCUGGAACAACCGAUAGACAUUAGACCUGAAUUAAUAAAGUAGCAAAAGCACCAUUUUAUUAAAAAAAAAAAAAAAAAAAAGGGGAAAGAAAUUCGAAAGAGAAUGAAUAGCACGUCACCAGCAAAUUCGUCAAUAUCAACGACAGCAAUUGUUGGUGGCGGAGGCGGAGGAGGAGGAAGUGGUAGUAAUGCUGCUUUCUCCGCUGACGAUUUGUAUCUUCCUUCUGAUCUUAUCUCUGUUCAAGACCGCAAAGACGACGCCAUGCUUGUUAUAAAAGCUGAUCUGAUGGCUGCACUUAACAAGGAGGUUAAAUCUCUGGAUGAAGAUAGUUGGAUGUUUGAAGGACCUAUCUCCCGUAUCAACAUGAUAUCAAGAAAGGGUGGCUUUCUCCAGAAGCAGACAGAGAUUUCAAACAUUAAGAGUACAGCCCCACCAAAAUAAUUUCCACCUUUUCAUCUUCAAGAGGAUCUUGUAUUUUCAAACUGUUCAUACGCUGCCUCUUUGAUAUGUCUCGUUUGGUGAAUAUAGAUGUGGAAGCGGUGGUAGCAUCUUUAUCACCGUUCGACAUGAAUUGCCAUAGAUUUUAUUGCCGGCUUGACAUUUUUCUUGUGAAAAUGAUGUUCUAAGCAAA